AUGAAAUUGGCCUCUUCAUGCAGCCCAGAAAGACGCAUCAAAAAAAGUGUUCUGGAACGUUUGAGGAUUACAAAAAUAUCUUCAAGUAAAAAUAUUUUUAAAAAUAUAUUGUUUUUUUAAAGCUGGCUUUUACAGAGAAGUUGAAAGGAAAAAGGUGUGAGGGGACGUCCGAGAAAGGAUGCAAAAGUUCCGGGACAAGGUUUUUUCUUUCGAAAUUUUUCGGCCAAUUUUCAUUUUCUAGAGAAGACGAACCGGCCAACUCUCUCCGAAUCUGCUUGUGAAGCCGUUGGAGAGCCGUCAAAUGAGGAUCCAACUGCAAUAGAUGACGGUUUUCAUUUUCUCCGUUCUUGCAAAACUAAAAUCGUAUUUUUCAGGACACGACACGGCUGCCAUUAUUACGGAGGGAAUUGCUAUUAAAAACUCGCCGAUUGGGAGGGUGAGGAAAUGUUCCCUGUCGAUCUGACUUUUUGUCCCCCCAAAAAUGAGUUCGUUGAGCAUUUCAUCCAUGCUCAACGAACUCAAUAUUCAUUGUUUUAAAACAUACGCCUAUCUCAAAUCAAUUUUUUUAGAACAUUUGAAAUUAUUAAAUCGAUUGUCUUAUUAAAUUUUCGAUUAGAAAUACGGUAUGUGUUCAAUUUUCCUUCAAAAUCAAGAAUUCUCAGUCUAAACAGAUCGAUUUGAUGAUUUUUUUGAUGCAAAUUUUGUAAAUUUAGAGAGUUUUAAUGCAAGGUUUGAAAAAGAAAUGAUGGUUUGAAUUAUUUUUCCUUUUUCGUUAAUUUGUUUUUGCUCAACGAUUCUUAUUGAAGUUUCAAAAAGUAUUUUUUUCAACAGAGAAAUUUCGUUUUUCGUGGCCGAUUUCUCUUUUUGCUUUUCGGUUUUUGGGUUUUUGAAAAAGACUUUUAAAUGGCGAAAGCCUUUUAAGCUGCAUUUUUCCCAAAAUAAAUGAAAAAUUUAUCGAUUUAACUUGAAAGUAAUCCGAUUUUCGAUGGUAGGACGAAAAAAAUUUGAUCCGCAAAAAUACGUCGCGUGAAAAUUGCGACCACAUAACUUAUGAGCCACGAAAAAUUUUAAGCCUUUUAAAAUUUUGUCCAUUUAAAUUAGAAAUUACUUGCAUAUAAGGCUUUCAAUUUCUGUAUUUUCUGUUUUUUUCUUUGUUCUGGUCUUCUUCAAACUUGUGCUCUAGUACGGAUUCUCAUUUCUGCGUUGAGAUAUCCCGGCGAUUUCAGGAUUUGAUAACGUUUUGAAACCUAAUUUCGAGUUUUAACUCUUUUUCUUCUGUUUUCCCAAUUAAUUUGUGCUAUAAAUCAUUAAAGUUCAAAAUCUGUCAACUAAAUACGUUUUCCAUGUUUAUAACAAAAAAUGACAGACUUCUUAUUGAUGAUAAUGAUUGAAAUUUCUAGAAACCUACUGAAAACAGUGGCUCUAGCUCUGGAAUUAAUCAAUAUCAAGAACAAAGGGAAAAAAUGAAAAAAAGGAAAAGAAAGAAAUUCAAAAAGUCAUCAUCUGAGCAAUUUUAAAAUUUUACGAAAAAAAUUUUUUGAAGGCUUGAAAUUUUCGUGGCUCUUAGGUUAUGUGGUCGCAAUUUUUCACGCGACGUAUUCUUGCGGAUCAAAUUUUUUUCGUCCUACCAUCCAAUUUUUCGAUUAACAGAAACGGUCAACCGGAAUCCUCCAUCGGCUCAAGCUCCCCUGGAUUUUUCCUACCUCGGAGACCGCACUUCACCAUCCGGCGCGUUUCUCUCCCGUCGUUCCCGUCAACAGUAAAAUAUAAAAAAAGAUUUAAUUUAAAAAAACUACCAUUUUUCAGACGAGAAUAUUGAUCACUGGGCAGUUGUUGCUGAUGAAAAAGAGCCCGAAAAAAAUAGAAAAAAACCAGCUGGAGUCCAGCAAGGUGGCUUUUUGUCGGGAAUCUAAAUACAUUGAAAGUAUCUGUUGAAAAAAAGGCUCUUUUUGGGAGUGGAAUCUGAAUAGAGAUUUGAAAAAAAGUUACGUUUUUUUCAAAAUGAGAAAAAAAGAAAAAAAUGAAGAUUUUUUUAAAAAUCGAUUUUCUAUAUUUUGAGCUUAAAAUAGGACGUCGCGCUUUUUAUUUUAAUGAUUAAUCUUAUUUUCGAGCUUUUUGAGAUCCUAAACCUUGGAACCGCAUUAAAAAAACUGGAGAUAAAUUUUAAUUGGGACCUCUUUUCUAAAUGAUCAAAAUGAGAAGAUUUCAGUGCUUUUUGGCUCGGAACCGUUUUUUUUAAGAGUUUGUAGCUGCUAUUUUGAUUUUUUUAGGCAUUUUUGAGAAGGUUUUGUGAUAAAUGAACCUUCAAAUUCACCAAAAAAACGUUGAAAUUUAGUUCUUUUUUUGUGCACAUUUUGACUUAUAUUUCCAAUUUAUACUCGAAAAUCAACCUUGAAACUCACCAAUAAGCCCAAUUCGGGACCUUUUUUGUGAAUAUUUGAAAAUCAUUUCUGACUUUUUACAGCGCGGCUGCUAUGAAUGCGGCAGGGAAGUCGAUCAGCGAGAACUUCAAAUUUGUUCAAAUUCCAGCCAAUGCCAAACAGCCCUCAUCAUAGAUAUUACAAAGCAAAAGAAUCCGCGGAAUCUGGAAAUAGCGGUAAAUUCCGAAAUAAAAACAAAUGAAAAGAGAAACUUUCUUUCAGUUUUCGUCGUGGGCAAUUUGUCGCGAGUGUCGUCACACCAAUCCGCGCCAUAGAAACCAUGAGACCAAGGAAUGGCUCCAGACCAUGGUAAACCAACUAUCCAGGGUUAAAAAAAUGGACAAAAGACUUAGAAGUGUUUUUCUUCUUUAAAUUCAGAAAAACUUUGACAUUAAAUUCUGUAGACAGAAAAAUUGAUUAAAACUGGCAAAAAGCUGUUUUUUUCGUCAAAUUUAUUUACGAAAAAAAUCUUCUUUUCAAAAAAAUUUUGUGGAGAAAAAAACUGAUUCUAGAAACUAAAAAGUUUUUUUAUUAGUCAUAUUUUUUUGUGGGAGAAACGUACUUUCUUUAAUUUUGAAGAAUGAACUAUAAUUUUUAAACAAGGGUUUUUAAACUCAUUUUUUUCCCCAUUCGUUUGUUAAAUUUUUUUCAUGUCUGUUUUUGAACAUGAAAUCAUUUUUUUAUCUUACUGAUUUCUUUUUGAAAAACGCGCGAAAAACCAAAAAUAAUGUGUUCGCUUCAAAAAAAUUCAAUUUUUUUGAAAAAUCAAGAAAAAAAUUAUAUUGAAAGAUUGCAAAUUUUUACGAAAUAUAUCUUUUCUCAAGAACUUUUGCACUUUGAAGCUCUCUGAGACGUUGAAUGUCUCGCUCGCUCUCCCUCAGAGCGCUCUCGCAAGACAUGGUUUAUGUCUAUCCUCAAUUGGGCCAGGCGAUAAAGUCACUUGUGAGUUUGACAGAAAGUAUUUCAAGAAAAAGAAAAAAAUCAGUGUUACAAAUUUUCAAGAUCUGAAAAAGAAAAAUCGAUCGAAAAAUCAUGUAUUUUUUUGCAAUUCUAUCCGAAUUUUUUUGUGGGUUUUGCGAAAAUUUGAGUCGUUUUUAUGCUGGAAAAUACAGAAAUUCGUGUUAAAAACUUUGGAAAAAAACUUGUCAGAAAAAUUUUUUUAUCAGUAUGAGAAUUUUAUUUUUCCUCUCCUUUUCUCAAGAUUUGAAAAAUGAAAAGAUUUUGAGACCUUUUUUUGUUGGCUAGAUCAAUUUUUUUCUAGAAGAACUUUAAAAAUUCCAGUUUGAAAAAUGAAUGGUAUCUUUUUAGGUCAGCGAGGAAAAUCUUAAAUUGAAGAUCCUGGACGUCAACUCGGCUGAACAGUUUGACGCCAUGAUAACCGAAGUCAUUUUUUUGAUUGUACCUUGAAAAAAAUAGCCAUUUUUUUGUAGCUCGAAAAAAAUAGACUCUUGUUUUUAAAAAAUUCCAUCCUAUCUCUAUUCUUUUUGAAAUCGUUCUAAUCUUUUUUUUUUAUAGUUGUAGGCAUUUUUCGAAUAUUGAGGCUAGUUUUAAACACGCAGUUUCAGAAUUUUUUUCGAAAAAAAAAAAACUAAUUUUCGAUAUUUCAGUCUUCCUGAAAGUUGCAUUUAUUUUUCAUUUUGCGGGUUUUCAGUAUACUGAACGGCUCAGAGAUGCAAGGGAGAAAAUGGAGAAGAUCAGAAAGGAGCAACACGAACUCCGCUGUGCUGUUAUGCGUGUGGAA
Messenger RNA from Caenorhabditis auriculariae, 4161 nucleotides. The record is from the annotation of a GenBank genome assembly. Lineage: Eukaryota; Metazoa; Nematoda; Chromadorea; Rhabditida; Rhabditidae.